Messenger RNA from Symbiodinium necroappetens, 1008 nucleotides. The record is from the annotation of a GenBank genome assembly. Lineage: Eukaryota; Dinophyceae; Suessiales; Symbiodiniaceae.
AUGCCAGCGGAGAAGAUGAAAGCGCUGGGAGGCAAGGAGCGAGCAGAGGAAGCACGGAUCCGUGCCAAGAACCAGCAGGAAGAAAGCAGAGAGCGUGCGAUGAAAAGAAGAGAAGAGAUUCAGCAGAAGCAAAGGCAAGCCAGAGAGAGAGGAAGGACGGAAGCGCAGGUGGGAGAUUUUGUCAAGCAUUGCGAGGCACAGAAGAACAUCGCCAUGGUGUCCUGGCAGAAGACGUUUUCUGAGCUGUCAGACCAGAUGACGGCUGAGGACAAGAAGCAAGAGGUUCUGCUGGGAGCACAAGGCCAGAUGGCUCUUCAGAAGCUCUUUCGGCCCCCGACUCUGCACACCAUGGGGUACGUGAGGGCUGGCCACGUGCCCAAAGAAAUUCGACAGCUCUUGCUCAGUCAUUUGAACAAACAUCGGAGCAGGUCAUUCGUUGCGGCUUUCAACCCACUUCUUGGCAAUCAGCGGAAAGCGAAGGCACUGCCGCUGCUUCCCGAGUGGACGAAAAAGGGUGGCUUCAUUGACAACCUGCUGCGUCCCAUUCUGGAAAAAGCCUCAGGCAAAAAAAUGGAGCUUGUCGAAGUCGGUGCCAGCCUGCAAAUCUACGAGGAGGGUGCUUCUCUCAUGCAGCAUGUGGACAGUCCAGAAACUCCGAUCACAGUGGCCAUGCCUUUGGAGGCUAACGGAGCAGGAUCUAGCUGGCACUUGCAGAUCGGGGAUCCGCAGGGCCAUAAGCACCGUCCAAUACCUCUUCAGCCAGGUCAGCUUCUGAUCUACGAAGGAGCCAGGCUUGCACAUGGAAGGGCCGGUCAACUGCCACAUGGAGAUUUGACGAUGGCAUUUGCAUACUAUCGCCCCAAGGCUAAUUACGAGGCCAAACGCAUUCAGCGAACUCUGGAUCAGCUGCUGGCAUCUCACAAUGCUGCACAACGAGGCCCGUCGAAGCCACCACCACCGAAGCCGCGAAAAAAAAAUGAAGAAUUUCGCAAAAUGGACGAGCUGUAG